Molecule: messenger RNA, 3591 nt
Organism: Lineus longissimus
Lineage: Eukaryota; Metazoa; Nemertea; Pilidiophora; Heteronemertea; Lineidae
Product: zinc finger protein 341-like
Exons: 13
Coding region: 1-2994 (997 amino acids)
Source: RefSeq, a predicted model, not a curated record
AUGGCAGCACAGGGAGUGUGUGCACAUACGGGCACUUAUGUGCUGUUCGCUCCCCGCACAAUGGCGCAGGCACUAUUCGAAGUUUUGACAGGCGGUGUGUCUUCAGUAUCUGUUGACAACCAGACAACAUUGGCUGUGCAGUCAUUAUUGGAAUCGCAAACAAUCCAAGAGCAACCACCAGUGGAUGAUGACGACGUCUUUCAGUGUGGAAAAUGCAAGAAGCAGUUCACCUCCUUGUCUGUCUUCGUCAGUCACAAGCAGCAGCGAUGUGCACAACUGGUUCAGCAGCCUCCAUCGUCGCGGCCAGGACCCCUCAUGCCACCAGGCUCCAUCACUGCUAACCCGAACAGCGCAUUCACAUCAUCCGUACCUUCCAACUUGACAAGACACUCACAGCUGCAAAGUUACAACUCUGUGACUGCCUCCCCCAUCCCACAGUCUAUCAGCCAAGGGAUCGUUCUCAGUGAAGACCUCAUCACAUUCGCCAAUAUUGACCAGUUACAGACACAAAACCUUCAAAUGGUUCAGGGUACUCAAAUCCAGGGUAAUCCGUUUUUGUCACAAGUUGGUCCCCUGACACCAAGGAGUACCUCGGCCAAUGGUCUGGGGCAUCAGAACAUCACGACGUACACGGUCUCAGCACCCGUCUUACAAACAUCCUUUGCCAACCAGGCUGCGUACAACACGGCACAACAACCCACUCAUCAGGUUGUCCAGAGUCCUCCCUACCCAUCUGGUAUCAUGGCUGCUACACAGCAAGAGUUCCACCAGAUUCCGCAGACUGUUACCAUGGGUACGAUUCAGAAGCAUAGCCAGGGAAAACAUGGCAAGAAGUCAGUUGCAAUAAAUCCAAACCAGAACAUCAGUGUGAUGAUGCUGACGGAGCAAGAUGUGAGUGGUGGCAUCAUUGUGAACCAACUUCCACCCGGUGGCAAACAAAGGCGCCUCAAAGCAAUGAGUCCUGAGGAGGCAUCGAAACGCAAACUCAAAUGUCAGUAUUGUGAAAAGAGUUUUGCGAAGAAUUUUGAUCUGCAGCAGCAUGUUCGAUCACAUACUGGCGAGAAGCCGUUUCAGUGCAUCGUUUGUGGCCGGGCGUUUGCACAGAAGUCGAACGUCAAGAAACAUAUGCAGACACACAAGGUGUGGCCGACUGGUAACACGGGCACUCUCCCUAAGAUGCCCAUCAUAGAGAAGGUUGACCUGGAUGGUGAGGAGGGAGAGGUAUCACUCAUGGAAAGAGACAAGGAGCCUAAUCCUGAUGUUGAGGAAGCUGAGCUGAAAGAAGACCUCUUCACCGUUAUAUCCCAGCAGAAAGAUACCGCUGAGCUUUCAGGAGAACCUAUGACUGGCCAUGAACUGGAGUGUGAAGAAGAGCCUGGUGACAGUGGUAACAAAGUGUCCAUAAUGAUUGACAACACGUACCUGUGUCAUUAUUGCCCGGAGAAGUUCAAGAGUUACUUCCAACUCAAGACACACAUGGUUAUACACAAGAGUGAACAGGUGUACAAGUGUAUUGUGAAGAAAUGUGGUGAGACAUACAAGGAACUCGAUCAAUUCCUUGAGCAUACUAAGACCCAUGAGACAGACAUGUGCUACAGGUGCCAUCUCUGCAACAAGAACUUCCCGUCACUCUAUGAGCUUGGCGUCCAUCAGUAUUCUCAUAGUCUGUAUCCGAGUCAAGGUGCAAAGGCUGGCGCCAGGUUCUUCAAGUGUAACAAAUGCAACAAUAAAUAUGCUACCCCUGAGGCAUUGGAGCAUCACAUGUCCACCACCACUCACAACUAUCCGUGUCCUAAUUGUGAUAAGAUCUUCUCGUGUGAGAGAUACCUGAGGAGACAUCUUGUCACACACAGUAGUGCAGACCUGACAUGUAGUGUUUGUGGUAAAGGCUUCCGAACGGAUCACUACCUCAAGAUGCACAUGUUGAUUCAUUCCAACACAAAGCCAUUCAAAUGUGAGCAGUGUGGCACCUCCUUUAAUCGCAAAGACAAACUAAAGAGACACGAGACCAUUCAUGAUCCAAGUAAAAGAUUCAAGUGCCCAUUCAGAAGUCAUACUGGUUGUAUGAAGGAGUUCAACAGGCCUGACAAGCUGAAGGCACACAUCAUCACCCACAGUGGCGUCAAACCUUAUAAAUGUCUCGACUGCGGGAAGACGUUCACAAGACGACCGCAUCUCCGUGAUCAUGAGAGGAUGCACAAAGAUGACUACAAGUGGCGGUGUGACGACUGUGGGAGGGGAUUCGCUCGUGAGCGCCUGCUGACUGUUCAUAAAUGUCGCUCGAAACAGGAUGGGGUGGAUGAAGAUGCAGAAGUGGUCGAGAAACCGCAGCCAAAAGCUCCUGUUCCAAAGCCAAAGACAAGUAAAAGACGUAUUGCGCGUGCACCCAAGAAAAUGAUAAAGGUGACCAAGGAGAGUGUUUCUUUGAACAGGAGGUCAGGGCGUGGGAGGAGGAGAGUACGUCCCCGACGGAUCUAUGCUUUAGACUCUGAAUCUGAAGAUGAGACGGAGAUGGAAGCCAUGCUGGCAAAGUCACCAUCCCCUGUCCCAGAAACAGCGGAGGAAGCCGAUGAUACAGAGAGAAUGGUACAUAUCAUGAAUGUGAAAACAGAAGCCGACCAAGCACCGAUGGAGCAAAUGGAGCAUAAAGUUUCUAUCAGUGAGUUAAAUGCCAUGAAUACUAUCAAUUUGCCUGGCGAUGGUAAAGGCCCUGUGACUAUUGGUAUUAAAAGUCCUGCAGUGGAUGGUGUGUAUGAAGUACAGGUCUUCACCCAGACGAACGCUGAUGGCAACAUCGUGCAGCAAAUCCAGCCACUUCAGCCAAUGACAUACGACGUGAGCCAUCUCUCCGGCCAGGCGGUUCAGUUAACACAUUCUGUACCCUUGUCAGCCACUAUGGAGCAGGCUGUACAAGAUUGUAUCUCAUCGCCUGAAAAUGUGGUCCUUGGCAUGGUUGCCGUGGAGGCACCAAUUCUCCAAGGACAACAGCAGUAAGAUAAAUCCAAUAAAUCCCUUUCUUUCCACUCUGUUUCUUCCUUUGAAAGUUCGAAAUUCUGCCUGGGGCUCAUCCAACAUCAUGGCAUGUUUUAAUUUGUAGCUAUAAGUUUUACUGUCUUAGGAGUAGGAAUAUGCUUGAAUUUUCCUUUUUUGUUCUUCCGUACUCAUUAGUGUUAUUUAGUUACCCUGGGCAUGUAUUGUAAAACGAUUUUAGAUGAAAUCUGAAGUUUGAUAUAAUAAUUAUGUUCUUCUAUGACUGUACAUGUACAUGUAUUUAUCCACUUCAUUUUGUCACAUCAGGUAUUUUAUAUCCAAGUUUCUGUAAGUGAAUGUUUCGGUCGAUGAUCAAUGUUGAAAGUGGAAUAACUGUGAACAUUGAUAAAAUUGUACUCGGUGGUAGAGCUUUUUGCAGUCUACAAUGUUCAUGUACAAGUUGUGUUCAUUUGUUUGUACACCAUACAUGUACAAGUAUACAUGUAUAGGGAACGGUCAGUACGUUUUACUUUGUAAAUAUGCAGUAAAUUUCUUUUAGAGAAAAAUAACUGUACAUUGUAUGUAUCAUUACCAGAAUAAAUGCACUACGAGUGAUACACG